GGCGGUGGGGGGUGGGGGGGGCGGGCCGGCGGAAGAUGGCGAACGUGGGGCUGCAGUUCCAGGCCAGCGCCGGGGACGCGGACCCGCAGAGCCGGCCGCUGCUGGUGCUCGGGCAGCUGCACCACCUGCACCGCGUGCCCUGGAGCUACAUCCGCGGGAAGCUGCAGCCCCGGGUCACCGAGGAGCUCUGGCAGGCUGCUCUAAGCACGCUCAACCCCAACCCCACGGACAGCUGUCCCCUGUACCUGAACUGUGCCACCGUGGCCGCCCUGCCCUCCAGGGUCAGCCGGCACAACAGCCCCUCGGCUGCCCACUUCGUCACCCGACUGGUGCGCACCUGCCUGCCACCUGGAACCCAGCGGUGCAUUCUGAUGGUCUGCGAGCGGUCCGAUGCCUUCGCCUCUGCCUGCGCCCUGGCCCGGGCCUUCCCGCUCUUCACUCACCGCUCCGGGGCUGCGCGGCGCACGGAGAAGAAGACGGUGACGGUGGAGUUUUUCCUGGUGGGACAAGACAACGGGCCUGUGGAGGUGUCCACUUUGCAAUGCUUAACAAAUGCCACGGAAGGGGUGCGGCUGGCCGCCCGCAUCGUGGACACUCCCUGCAAUGAGAUGAACACGGACACCUUCCUCGAGGAGAUUAAGAAAGUUGGGAAGGAUCUGGGCAUCACCCCGACGAUCAUCCGAGACGAGCAGCUGAAGGCAAGAGGAUUUGGAGGAAUCUAUGGUGUUGGCAAAGCUGCUGUCCACCCCCCCGCGCUGGCCGUCCUCAGCCACACCCCAGAAGGAGCCACGCAGACCAUUGCCUGGGUGGGCAAAGGGAUCGUCUAUGACACCGGGGGGCUCAGCAUCAAAGGGAAGACCACCAUGCCGGGGAUGAAGAGGGACUGCGGAGGCGCCGCGGCCAUCCUGGGGGCCUUCAGAGCUGCCAUCAAGCAGGGUUUCAAAGACAACCUCCACGCUGUGUUCUGCUUGGCUGAGAACUCUGUGGGUCCCAACGCUACGAGGCCAGACGACAUCCACCUGCUGUACUCAGGAAAGACCGUGGAGAUCAACAACACUGACGCGGAGGGCAGGCUGGUGCUGGCGGAUGGCGUGUCCUACGCCUCCAAGGACCUGGGUGCGGACAUCAUCCUGGACAUGGCCACACUGACCGGAGCUCAGGGCAUCGCCACCGGCAAGUACCACGCCGCAGUGCUCACCAACAGCGCCGAGUGGGAGGCGGCCUGCGUGAAGGCUGGGAGGAGAUGCGGGGACCUGGUGCACCCCCUGGUCUACUGCCCCGAGCUGCACUUCAGCGAGUUCACCUCGGCCGUGGCUGACAUGAAGAACUCCGUGGCGGACCGGGACAACAGCCCCAGCUCCUGCGCCGGCCUUUUCAUCGCCUCACACAUCGGCUUUGACUGGCCUGGGGUCUGGGUCCACGUGGACAUCGCCGCCCCGGUGCACGCUGGGGAGCGCGCCACGGGCUUCGGCGUGGCACUCCUGCUGGCACUGUUCGGCCGGGCCUCCGAGGACCCCCUGCUGAACCUGGUGUCCCCACUCGGCUGCGAGAUGGAUGCCCAGGAGGGCGAUGUGGAGAGGGACUCCAAGAGGCGCAGGCUCGUGUGAGGCCGGCCCCUUCCUGGCCCCCAGCACCCGGCUCUUUACCUCACUUUGCACUGAUGAAUUUUAAGCAGUCAGAAGAGGACACCUGAGAUAGGCUUUGGUUUGUUUUUCUUUUUAGUUGUCACGGUGAUAGAAGCAGCUCCUACUUCUGUCCUAGAAGACAGCUUAGGGUCUGGAGGGUUGCGGGGGGUGGGUCGGGGGCAGCCCUGGGACUUGCUGCCCUUCCAGGGACCUCCCAGCCUCCCUGCCGGCUCGCGAAGACUCUCCUCCCACAGCCCCGGGCCCUGCACCCUGGAGGCUCCAGACACUGUGGGUGCCCAUGGCCUUGUCCCUGGUCCCUGGCCCCACACGCGGCCCCCGCCUGCUAGAGAGCCCAGGCCCCUGUUCCAGCCAGGGCUGCCACCACCCCCAGGAGCCCUGCCCCUUUGGAAGGGUAGCCGUGACUUGUUUCAGGGACCCAGGCUCACGGCACAAGGGGAGGCUCCGGGCCCUUAGGAUACCCCGGCAGUUGAAGUAAAUACGGCUGCAUCAGGA
Messenger RNA from Mustela lutreola (European mink), 2138 nucleotides. It is a transcript of the gene NPEPL1, whose product is annotated as aminopeptidase like 1. The record is from RefSeq and is a predicted model, not a curated record. Gene Ontology annotation, molecular function: metalloaminopeptidase activity; manganese ion binding. Gene Ontology annotation, biological process: proteolysis. The transcript has 12 exons. Lineage: Eukaryota; Metazoa; Chordata; Mammalia; Carnivora; Mustelidae. Bases 36 to 1607 code for a protein of 523 amino acids. Gene Ontology annotation, cellular component: cytoplasm.